This is a messenger RNA of Effrenium voratum, 1258 nucleotides long. NCBI's taxonomy places the organism in Eukaryota, Dinophyceae, Suessiales, Symbiodiniaceae. The record is from the annotation of a GenBank genome assembly.
UGCCGAGCGGGCACGUGCCGAGCGGGCACCUAGUUAAGCGCGCCGAGCAGGCACAUACCUCAAGCCAAAGAAUGAGAUGUUCUACUUGCGCUUCGACAAAACGCUAUUCUUCCAGGGCGUCAUGUUUCAUCAUUUUUGAUGAAUCGUGACACCGCUUUUGAGUGCGCCCAAAAACGAGAAAAAAGGCGGGGGGUGUCACGUUUCGUCAUUUUUGACGAAUCGUGACACCGCCCAAAAAACAUGCCCGGUGGCCGGGUUCUCCACAAUCCACAUGAGCGGGUCAAAGGAGCAACACCGACCUGGGGGCGUGGACGGAUGGGGUGGAGCAGGCCCGAUGAGGCGCAGCCCCGGCCAAACCCUCGCCCAGGAGUCCAGCACGGCCGGCAGCUGCCGGAAGUCUCCCAGCAGCAGGAACUUCACGUCGGCGUUCAGCAUGUGCUCCUCGCCUUCGGGCCACGCGGCGUCCAUGCGCUCCACACGCAGAACUCUCGCACCUCCUCGGCGGAGAUGCCGAGGCGCCUCCAGUCGUGGCGAGUGCUCUCCUCUGCAGAGCACGCUUCUUUGCAGAGUGCUCUCCUCUGCAUGGUGGUGUUGUUGUCGGUUUUUGUUUUGGGGGGCGUAGGGGGCCAGUCAGCCUGGCGCAGGGGGCCAGUCAGCUUCGGAGUUGGGUGUGAAACUGUUCGUCGCCGUCGUCACCGUCUGUUUUGUUUCGGGGGACGGUUCGUCGUCUGUUUUUGUUUCGGGGGACCGAGUGCGAGGCGCACGAGCGCCUGCUCGCCGCCGUGAGCGCGGCUGACGCCCUGCCGAGGUGACAAAAAAAUGUUCGGCCCUUGCCCGCGUCCUGCACCGCCUUCACGCGCCGGUCGGCGAGGUCCUUGUUGUGCUGGAACUUGUCGGCGUUGUCUUGCAGGACCCUGAACUCCGUGGCCGGCUGCCUCUCCACGUCCUCAGGCGCGCCGUGCACCGUCUCGUGGGGCCGCGCGUUGUAGGCCGAAGCGGUCUGCUGAAAGUGGUCGCUCCACUGCCCGCCCUUGCGCGCCACCCUCGUGGCCAGGUCCUUCUUCAGCGUCUGGAUACCCCGGUCCACCACGGCGAUGGCGUUGCGGUCCUCGGGCCGCUUCGUGCGGUGCACGGCAUUUUCGGGCAGCUCCCUGUCCAGCGUGGCGAACUCGUUGCCCAGGUCCGUCGUCACCACGAAGUUUCCGUCGUCCCCCGUCAGCUCCUUUGCGGCGCGCUUGGUGGCGCGGCCCACCGUCUC